CACAGACGGCGCAGAAGCAGCUUUAUUUUGCAAUCGUGCUGAUUGUGCUUCCAGACUAUUUUACUCACAAACUGCAGGAAGGGUCGCAAUGCAAAUUUAAAUUACGCGCGCCGAGCACACCGUUCGAUGGUGACGUUCAUCACAAGAGCGACCACAGCUCUCCCAGGCUCUCCCAUUACUCUGUGGGAAGAUAUCCCCACAGAACACCUAUAAUAUCCCAUCUAGUACAUACAUCUUGGUACACCAAAGCAACGCCUCGUUGACCAAAGUUGUGGGCAAGCGCAAGGACUGUCAUCGAUUCUUCGGUGUUCCCUAUUUGGUUGGGAUCUCGACACGUUGAUCACGUUUGUUGAAAAAACUGCCGCUUGCUGACAAGACAACCCUCCAUAAUGAUCUUCGCAUGUCAAAGGGACAGCUAUCUUAGGAGCUUCAAAACACGUGUAGUUGCCUGCAACCCAGUUGUUGACGAAUCCGCGGGGGAUGUUUACGAAGUGGUGUUCGAAGACACCGUGUUAUUUCCCGAGGGAGGAGGGCAGCCCGACGAUCGUGGACUGGUGGGCGAUGUGCCUGUGUUGCGUGUCUUUCGCAGAGCCGGAGAAGCGGUCCACGUCGUGUGCUCGGCCAUUGCGGUUGGCGCAGAGGUGGAGAUGAGCGUGGACUGGAAGCGCCGUUACGACCACAUGCAGCAACAUUCCGGCCAACACCUGAUAACUGCACUGGCUGAACAACAUUUCGAUUUUCUGACGACGUCAUGGAACUUGGGGGAAGAAGUGAGCUUUAUUGAACUAGAUGCUCCGAUGGGAGUCAAAGAAGAAGACCUGCGAAAUUUGGAAUCAUUAGUGAAUGAGAAAAUACGGCAGGGCCUUCCGGUGCACACUAAUCUUUACGAAGCUGGGUCGGACGCGCUGCAGUCUGUUCGAACCAGGUUGAAGCUGCCAGACGGAGGCGGAGAUGUAAUUCGAGUGGUGACCAUCGAAGGCGUGGACUCGAACACUUGUUGUGGGACCCACGUCUCCAACCUGGCGCAUCUGCAAAUGAUAAAGUUGCUGUACACGGAAAAGGGCAAGCAGAAAAAAACGAAUCUUUACUUUCUAGUCGGAAACAGGAUCUUGCAGUACCUGGACAAAACAGUUUCGCGAGAGAAAGUGAUAACUUCCGUGCUAAAAUGUGGCCCCGAUGAUCACGCAUCGAUGGCUGAGAAGCUUAGCAAAUCCCUGAAGCUCGCCAACAAAAACUUGCUCACUGCACUGCGGGACUUGGCCGUCGCUGAAGCGAAACUUGUGAAGCAGCAGGAACCCCUGUCGGCAUUCUAUACAUUUCAUAGGCGAGAAGCAGAUGCCGAGUUCAUGGCAAUAUUUGCGAACGAGCUAUCAGACAAAGAUGUCUUGCUCUUCCUCACUUGUGGUGAUGAGAAAGGCAGUGGACAGUUUCUGGUGUCUGGCCCAGAAAACAUAGUGGCUACUACUGGACCCAAGGUAUGCGAACUGCUAGACGGCAAAGGUUUCUUGAAGCAUGGAAAGUUUCAAGGGAAGGCCCGUGCUCUCUCCGGAAGGGGAAAGGUGGAGAAACUUUUAAUGGAUAUGCUUGAUAACAAGUAGUGUCAGCCACAUUGGUGUGUAAAUGAGACAAGAGUACAGAAAUGCUACUUUGCUUAGAACCCUUCACUGCACUAAGCAUCCACCUCCAAUAAAGGAGUUCAAUUCCUUAUGCUGC
Messenger RNA from Rhipicephalus microplus (southern cattle tick), 1713 nucleotides. Its product is annotated as alanyl-tRNA editing protein Aarsd1-B. NCBI's taxonomy places the organism in Eukaryota, Metazoa, Arthropoda, Arachnida, Ixodida, Ixodidae. Gene Ontology annotation, biological process: alanyl-tRNA aminoacylation; regulation of translational fidelity. The record is from RefSeq and is a predicted model, not a curated record. Gene Ontology annotation, molecular function: alanine-tRNA ligase activity; nucleic acid binding; ATP binding.